Messenger RNA from Gossypium raimondii (Peruvian cotton), 2132 nucleotides. Its product is annotated as pentatricopeptide repeat-containing protein At5g04780, mitochondrial. NCBI's taxonomy places the organism in Eukaryota, Viridiplantae, Streptophyta, Magnoliopsida, Malvales, Malvaceae. The transcript is spliced from 2 exons. Gene Ontology annotation, molecular function: RNA binding; protein binding; zinc ion binding. Bases 1 to 1902 code for a protein of 633 amino acids. Gene Ontology annotation, biological process: RNA modification. The record is from RefSeq and is a predicted model, not a curated record.
AUGGAUGGUUUGUCCGGUCAAACAAUAAACACCUUGUAUGGGUAUAGCCGGAAUCUCUGCUGUACUCGUAUUCUCCACUGUAAGAAGUUUUCUGCAGUAGGAGUUGCUGCCGCUGUUCAACUUGAGACACCGACUCCAGUGACACUUUCACGGAGAAGAAUGUCUAAUACGUGGGUUUCAUAUCUGCAUGCCGUUUUACAGUUGUGUGCAAGAAACAAAGCAUCCAUCCAAGGCAAAGCAUGCCAUGCACGGGCAAUCCGUUUUGGGUUGCAAGAAGACACUACAACAUCCAACAUUCUCAUUAACGUGUAUUGUAAAUCUGGUCUUUUGUCCAGCGCCCGCAAAGUGUUUGAUGGAAUGCCUGCACGAAGCUUGGUUUCUUGGAAUACCUUGAUUGGUUCAUACGCCCAAAAUGGGGAAGCCCAUGAAGCAUUAAGUCUUUUCAAGCUUAUGCAAAGGAAUGGAAGCUCGUUUAGUGAAUUCACCAUUUCAAGCGUUGUUUGCGCCUCUGUUGCAAUUUGUGCUGUUUUUGUGUGCAAACAGCUGCAUGGUUUUGCUAUAAAGGCUGCUGUUGAUUCAAACGUAUUUGUGGGAACUGCAUUGGCUGAUGUUUAUGCAAAGUCUGGCUUGGUAAAGGAAGCUAGUCGGGUUUUCGAGAGCAUGCAAGAGAGGAGUGUUGUUACAUGGAGUUGUAUGGUGGUUGGGUACGUUCAAAAUGAGCUUUUUGAGGAGGCUUUAUUGUUGUUUCAUAGAGCUCAGAAAAUGGAAGUAGAACAUGAUCAUUUUAUACUCUCUUCCAUUAUAUGUGGAUGUGCAGGCGUAGCUGCUUUGAUUGAAGGAAAACAGGUACAUGCCAUUAUAUCUAAAACUGGAUUUUGUUCUAACAUAUUUGUAGCUUCCUCUCUUAUAGACCUGUAUGCUAAAUGUGGUAGCGUCGAAGAGGCUUACACCGUCUUCACUAAUGUAGAAGACAAAAAUGUUGUUUCUUGGAAUGCAAUGAUUUCUGGUUUCGCUAAACAUGCGCGUGCCUUGGAGGCAAUGAUUUCAUUUGAGAAAAUGCAGCAGAUGGGUCUUUACCCUAAUGAAGUGACAUAUAUUUCUGUGUUAUCUGCAUGUAGUCAUAUGGGUUUGGUUGAUGAAGCAAAGAGCUACUUUGAUCUCAUGAUAACAAAGCACAAUAUAUCACCCAAUGUCAUUCACUAUUCAUGCAUGGUAGAUACUCUUGGUCGGGCAGGAAUGAUUUCCGAAGCUUAUGAUUUGAUACAGAGAAUGCCCUUUGUUGCCACUGCUUCUAUGUGGGGUUCACUUUUAGCUUGUUGUAGAUUCCAUGGGAAUCUUGAAAUGGCUGAGAUAGCAGCUAAGCAUUUAUUUGAGAUGGAACCUGAUAAUGCCGGAAACUAUAUUCUGCUCUCGAAUAUAUAUGCUGCGAAUAAAAAGUGGGAGGAAGUUGUAAGAGCAAGGAAGUUUCUUAAAGAAAAUGUGGUGAAAAAUGAAAAGGGUAAGAGUUGGAUUGCAGUCAAAGACAAGGUCCAUAAAUUUAUGGUUGGAGAGCUAAAUCACCCAAGAAUUGCUGAAAUUUAUUCCAAAUUAGAUAGUUUGGUGGAGGAGGUGAAAAUCCUUGGUUAUAAAUUUGAGACUGAACAUGAACUUCAUGAUGUGGAAGAGAGUAGAAAGCAAGAACUUUUGAAGCACCAUAGUGAGAAACUAGCGCUUAGUUUUGGGCUGCUUAGCCUACCUGCUAGUGCCCCAAUAAGAAUAAUGAAGAAUCUUAGGAUUUGUGGGGAUUGUCAUUCUUUUAUGAAACAUGCAUCUAGCAGCACGCAGAGGGAAAUCAUUGUUAGGGAUAUAAACAGGUUUCACCAUUUUAGAAAAGGUCGUUGCUCUUGUUGUGAUUUUUGGUGAUCUAUAUUCUCUAGUGUCAUGGCCAGUUCUGGUAUAUAACAAGUUUACUGGUUUAGACACUCCAUCUACUGUUUUGAGACGAGUAUGGGAGACAACAUCCGGCCAUUCAUCAUAUAUGCAGCGUUUUGGUGCAAUAGGACUGCUAUUUUGCAGUUUUGGCUCUCUCCUCCAUCGUUAUUUAUGGUCAAUAUUUAUCGCAAUUGACUUUAAUAACAUUCAUUAUGUCCACA